Molecule: messenger RNA, 687 nt
Organism: Aureobasidium melanogenum CBS 110374
Lineage: Eukaryota; Fungi; Ascomycota; Dothideomycetes; Dothideales; Saccotheciaceae
Product: mitochondrial ribosomal protein-like protein
Exons: 2
Coding region: 1-687 (228 amino acids)
Biological process (GO): translation
Cellular component (GO): mitochondrial large ribosomal subunit; ribosome
Molecular function (GO): structural constituent of ribosome
Source: RefSeq, a predicted model, not a curated record
AUGUCUACUCCAGCACGGCCACUGGCUGCUCUCAAAUCAGCUCUGCGCCAAUUGCGCGCCGACAAGCAUCACUCGCGCUACUAUGCCACCGCCGCUCCAACAACCACCGGCAGGCCCGUAAACUUCCACCCCGGUGCCAUCAUGACCGGCCGCAACAGCGAACACAGCAUGAAGAAGAUCCCCGUCUUCCCCGCCGUCCCUUCAGCACGCGCAAACUGCAAAGACCCCAUCGCCGCCAUCACUCAGACCCAAAUCUCCACCCUCGACCCUAAUGGCGCCCGCACCCGCCUCUUCAGUCGCGAGAACGUAGACCGCGCAAACGUCGGUGACAUCCUUCUCGUUCGUCUCAAGAACGGCGACCAAUACGCCGGAGUAUGUCUCAACAUCCGCCGCCAAGGCAUCGACACAGCCAUCCUUCUGCGCAACAACCUGACCCGCGUUGGUGUCGAGAUGUGGUACAAGAUCUACAGUCCCAAUGUCGAAGGUAUCGAAGUUGUCCAAAGGAAGGAGAAGAGAGCAAGAAGAGCAAGACUUUACUACAUGCGCCAGCCCAGACACGACAUUGGCAGUGUCGACAACAUCGUCAGGCAAUACCAGAGACAGCGUGCCAUGUUGCGCAGCUCAGAAGUCAAGAGCAGGGAUUCCAACUCGCGCAAGAAGAAGAACAACAAGCGUGGCUCCAACUAG